AUGGGCCAGCUUUCUAAACUUGCAUCAUGUUAUUGUGAUAAUGAACCGGAAAAUGUGAAGGAAUUUUACAGAAAGCUAUCCGAGGAUGCUAAAUCUUUGUAUAAGCAAACUAAGCAAAAUGAGAUUCAAAUCUUAUUUGAUAAAAAUAUGAAUGAAUUAGAAGAAAUUAGGGAGAAUCCUGUUGAAAAUAUAAUCUAUACACAAAAUUCAACAAGUGGGUUUGAAGAUAAUUCAGCCAGCCUUGACAGCCACAAUUUUAUUAACAGCUUCCAACCUAAUUUUCCCAAUAGCACCUUUUUCGAAUAUCCGUAUAGAAUGAAUGAAGUUACUAACGAUCAGGAAUUUAUUAGAAUGUUGGAAUACGAAAGCGUGCAGUUUACGCCUCUGCAAGUUGAUACAGAUUAUUUAAAUUAUACCCAAGGCAUUAAGGACCCUGUUGAAAAUAUAAUUUAUACGCAAACUUCAACACCUGGGUUUGAAAAUAAUUCUGCUAGCCUUAUGAAUCUUAUGAAUUCUUUUCUUGACAGCCGUAAUUUUAUUAGCAGCUUUCAAACGAGUUUCCCCAAUAGCAACUUUUUCGAAAAUCCGUAUAGAAUGAAUGAAGUUGCUAACGAUCAGGAAUAUAUUAGAAUGUUGGAAUGUGAGAACGUGCAGUUUUCGCCUCUGCAAGUUGAAGUUCCCAUUGAAGAUAUAAUUGUUUCAACUUGUGGCGCAGCCUCGGAUUGUAUCAAUUAUCCCGUUGAAAAUGAAAAUAUGUUUCUUCCGUCCCUUUAG
This is a messenger RNA of Funneliformis geosporum, 774 nucleotides long. The record is from the annotation of a GenBank genome assembly. Lineage: Eukaryota; Fungi; Glomeromycota; Glomeromycetes; Glomerales; Glomeraceae.